Messenger RNA from Panthera uncia (snow leopard), 25168 nucleotides. RefSeq names its product CUGBP Elav-like family member 2 (gene CELF2). The transcript is spliced from 11 exons. Gene Ontology annotation, molecular function: mRNA 3'-UTR binding. The record is from RefSeq and is a predicted model, not a curated record. NCBI's taxonomy places the organism in Eukaryota, Metazoa, Chordata, Mammalia, Carnivora, Felidae. The coding region runs from base 18518 to 19744 and encodes 408 amino acids. Gene Ontology annotation, biological process: mRNA splice site recognition; regulation of alternative mRNA splicing, via spliceosome. Gene Ontology annotation, cellular component: cytoplasm; ribonucleoprotein complex; nucleus.
GAGCAGCCCAGGUAGCAUGGGGUUAAAACAGGGAGCAGUUACACCAGUUUUUGAUAAUGAGGUUUCCGUGGAAUGCCAUGCAGAGGCUCAACUGCAUUACCUCGUUACCAGGACUGUUGUGAGGGCUCAGGAAAGCAUACGUGCAACCUACGUAGCACAGGGGCCCAGCCAGGGGUGCACAAUUGCCCCAUGUCAUUGAGCAGCACUGUGGUCUCAUUGGUAACGUAUGAGACCACAGUAGGAUAGCACAGUGGCAGAAAGAAACAGGAGUCGGAUUUCAGAGGUACUCAUUUCUCUCUGAUAUCCCAGGACUACAUUGGGAAUAUUAAGUUCACUUAUUAGAUCUCAGUUCUAUUAGAGGUUGAUAAGCUUUCAAAAGAAGAUUGUAGGGAAAAUCCAUGAAUUGGAUUAAAGUUCUGGAUGGAAUUGCAUAGGAAAGGACUUGUGACAAUCAAAUGAAAGGGGAAAACUUUUUUCAAAGAUUUUAUUUUUAAGUAAUCUCUACACCCAACAUUGGGCUCGAGCUUACAACACCAGGAGAAAUGUUUUUUUUUUAAGUUGGAAAGUAGUCCAGAUUUUGCCCGCAGAGUAUGCAGUCCCCAUGAGAAUUCAUCACCUGAAAAUAUUACUGUUGUGCCAGACAGACCGUGAAUCUGUCACAUGUGGGGUGGGCACAGCUAGGGGACUGUGUCCAGUAGAGGUGGGCUGUCCAGUUCUUCAGUCUCAGGCUCCAGGCCAUGAAAAAGUAUAUGACGAGGGUGGGUAUGGAGAGAGCUCUCCCAGGAGCCCCAAGGUCCUUACCCACCCACCAAGACGCGGAGAAUGGCUGAGCUGGGGGAAGGGACACGAGGAUCAGAGGGAGUCUUGGAAACCCCGCCUGGGCCACAUCUAGGUUGGUGAGCGCAAGGGAAGCAGGCUGGCCACGGCCACUGGGAGGCAAAGAGGGAAAGAAGUUUCAUGUAUCCUUCGCUCAUUUGAGCCAUAGACUGUGACGGAACACAGGUGCUCAGGAAGUCUCAUUAGUUUUGUGACAUAAGCUAUUAAAGUUGUUUUGGUAAUAAAGCAGUACCUCAGGACCAUAUCGUUACGGCUCUCCCUACCCAAAGUCUCCAAGAUGAAAAGAUAAACAAUAAACAGUGCCUGUGGGAGAUUGCAGAAAAGGGACACCACGACAGAUGUUCUCUUUCACGUUUUUUAUUGUUCCUGACUGUCAUUUCUUCCCACCAGUAGUCAAAACACAGAUUUGUCCUGUCAUCCCCUUCCCCACCUGUCAUUAAGAACUCUUGAAAGCCCUUCCUGUCUUCAUCCGCAAAAACGAAAUGGUUGGACUCAGUGGUUCUCAGAGUCCUUUGCAGUCUCGUAGGACCAGUCUUCCUCCCGUGCGUUGUCUACGGUAAUGUCCUGUUUAAGGAGAAACAUCUCUCUGUACAUCUAUCUCUCUGCCUGUUUAUCCAAGUAGGUAGCCAGGCAGACAGCUAGGACUUGACUCGCUUCAGGUAUCUGUUAGUAGAGUUACACUUGACCCUUGAACAACACAGAUUUGAACUGCGUGGGUCCACUUACAGGUGGAUUUAUCUUUUAGAAAAGCAAAACUGUAACAUGUAGUUUCUCUUCCUUAUGAUUUUCUCACUGGCCCUUUUUUCCCUCCAGCUUACUGGAUUGUAAGAACAUAACAUAUAAUGCAGAGAACAUACAAAAUAUAUGUUAAUGGACUGUCUGUUGAUGCUAUGGGUGAGGCUUCUGGUCAACAGUAGGCUAUUAGUAGUUAAGUUUUGGGGGAGUCCAAAGUUAUAUACAGAUUUUUGACCACACAGGGGGUUAGCACGCCAACCCUCGCAUUGUCCAAGAGCCAUCUGUACCUUACAUAGACUCAUCUGGCCCGUUCGGGGCUUGGCUUCCCACUUUGAGGUUCUCUGGACAUCUGCUUCCCACUCCCCUCUGGCUGAGAACCAACAGGGAGCUGAGCACUCGUAAUUUUUUUUCCCAAGGAACAAAGAAGGAGGGAGAGGCGAUGAAGGCUUAACAAGUCCAUCUAAUUCCUUGCUUACAGCCUUGGUUUGAUAAGUAAGGGUGUCUAACCUAAUGAGGUUUCGGGAUUUUUGGUGGAUUUCUUGCAUCUGUUUGAUUCCUGUCCCCAGUUCACAUGGAUGAGUGAAUCGCCUGUGUUUGUAGAUGGCUUUAUGGUAUUCUUUGUCGUCCCUUCUAGAAAUAUGUCAGGUGCUGUAUUGACAGUGUUCACCUUGUUAUACGGAGGACACUGGGGCACCGGGAGAUUAAAUUAACUCCUCUGACCUCCCCUAGCCAACAGUGACAGCACUAGAAUUAGAAGCCACCGUUGCUAAAACUCCCCAGUAGCAUGGCCGCCUGCCCCUGGCCCUGCCCCUGGAUCAGGCAUGAUGUUCACCACGUCUUAGGGGGUAGGGAGUGGGACCUGGGUCGCCAGCACAGCACUACAAUGCAAAUCACUGCAAAAGUGACUGUCUAUUGAUGGCCCACGUAUCAGGCACCACGUGAGGGCUCUGUGACUAUAUUUCUUUGCAUUGUCACAGCACCUCCACAAGGUCUGUGUCAUAUGGCCCUGUUGGCUGGUGAGGAAACUAAAACUCAAGAGUGACCUGUCUGGGGUCAGACAGCUGGUGACUGUGAGUCUGACCUCGGACGCCAAGGGCCCCACCGUUGGAGACCCCCAGGAGCAGGUGUUCUCUCUCAGCACUCCCACCGCCACAUGGUUAAGCUCGGGAUGCCCACGUUUGCUCCCUUUGGAGCUGUCCUGAAAUCAGUCUAAAUCCUCAGCUCUUUUACUCCUACAACUAGCGGCGUCUCACGAUGCGCUCACCCGGGAGGCAGGGCGCCCGGGUCCUGGUGCUUCGCUAAGCAGGCCUCCCCAGAAGGCAGCUGGCGCCCAGAGCCGGUCCUGAUGCCACAUGGGGCCCGGGCACUGUGCUGUGCAGCUUUGCCAGAGAUGCGGAGCCCUGCCCUCUUGCCCAGCCGGAGACCACUGACGUCGCUGGGCGGGUGUGGCCAGGCAUUUGCUCCUGUCUUGGGCUGGAGGCUCCUGGCCCCAGGCUCUCCAGGAAGGAGCUACAGAUCAAAGGCAGUCACUCCUGUAAGAGGAACUGCUUUGCAAAAAUGAUUAUAAAUGCAACACCUUUCUUCAGAGGAGUGCAGCUUUACCAACACCAUCUCAUUAACAUUCAUGUUAUUAGGGCGCCUUGCUUUAUCUGCAUCCCCAGGCUUUCGGUCCCAGUCCCCAAUCUGCAUCCUAAUGCCCCGCUCUGUCCAGCUGGCCUCCCCGCCCCCCAUCUCUUGGCUCUGUGUCCUUCCGUAGGGGAAGGGCAGAGCGGGGCCCGGCUCAUCCUGGAAGAUCAGGCACGAACCCUGUUACUCAGCACACCAAGCAGGAAGCGGCAGGACAGCCAGCAGGCUGUGGCUGGGCACGAGGACUGGGAGAUAAAUAGGAGUUCUCCGCCCUCCAUCAUCUCGCCUUGCUGCCCCAGGAGCCCUGACGCCUUUCAAGAACAGCUGAGCCCUACCCCCUUAUCUCUGCUUCUGGAAACGGGGGGGCCAGACCCCGCACCACAGACGAGGGCACCAGGAAACCAGUGAGCGCCGCACAUGGGGUCUACACGGCCCCCUCAGCAGCCCCACGGCUGCGCUCUCAGCCACGUGCUCUCUGCCUUGGCAAAGUCAGGGGCAAGGACACUGGGUCAGCGCAGCGUUUUUCCUCGUGUCCUGGGAGCUCGGGUGCCCUUCUCUCUCCGUCCCCAGCCACCCACCUGCUCUGUCCUCUCCUUUGGUCAGGAGGUGAGUUAGGACCAAAGGCUCAGUGUUGACUAAGACAUUUAGGGUAAACCAUGUGGUUAAUUCUGUCCGGUCGUCGUGCUGUCAUUGCUGUGUUGAUGUGAAUGUAGAUAUGUGGACAUGUCGUGGAGACUUGGUGGUACAUCCCCUCCAUCCCCCACUGGCCUGGUCUUGGGAGCAAGAGCCGGGAUGCCGUGUGACAGCACGUGGGGUUAGACUGAGAGUUCUGUGAUCUCUGGGCCACCAAGUCCUCCCUCAGGGGCCAGAAGGCCCAAGUCAAAGUGAAGAACAGGUUCCCUGGAAACUCACCUCCACCCUGAAGACUGAACUUGGGUGACCGCAGGCCACUAGGGUAUAUUUCAGUCUGUCAAAUUCCACGCUUUGUGAGCUUGCCCACACAUACACGGUUUUUAAUUUCUCUAGAAAAGCAUAUAUUUAAAUGCAAACCGGGAAACUGUGCCAGAUGCUUUGUGCUGAGUGGUACGUGAGGUCCAGUGUAAGCAGACCGGCUGUCAGCAAGUCAUGUAGACCAGGAAAUAGAAAGCUAAUUGCUGUCAUUGCCCAUAUUACUGCAGGCGGGUGUAAAUUCAGAACAGUAGUUCUAGAACUCCAGAAGUAUCUUUCCGGCAAGUUUUGGUUUUGUAAAUGUUCUCUCUACGUGACUGGUAUUUUUCAGUGACUUUUGGAAUUUAGAUAACUUUAAUGGAAUAGCAAUAGAUGUUUGAUUAAUAAAACUAAUUGUAAUAGUUAACGUGUACCGAGCACUUACUGCGUCUUGGGCACCAUGCCAAGGGUUUUUAUAUACGCCUGAGCUCAUGAAAAUAAUAAAAGGCUAGAUAAAUAAUAAAACAGAGAGUCAUAAUUUGUUUUCCCACUCUGGUUGCCUUUUCAGUGAGAAGUCUGUCAUUCCAAAUUUAAGGGCAUACUUUUGGCUAUUAGAGGAAAAAUUCUCUAACAAAUCACUGAGUGUCGCUUACGGCUAAUAACUGGCCUCUUCCAUCCAGAUACAAGGAGAUGUGAUAGACAACUGCCCUCAAAUUCAGCUUAACUUCACCUGUAAUCCUACUCCGUUAUGAGUGUCUGAUGGUUUACUAAUAUUUAUAAGCCAUCAUUUAAAUAGGAAGAGGCACUUCAGCCUAGAUUUGGAUGAGUUGUAUCUUAACAUUUCUUCGGCAGCUCAUGGAAGGCAUUAACUAUAAUCACAACUCCUACAAAAAGUCAUUACGUGCCUCUGAGGCAUUUAUUAGAGAAUCCUAAUCGCUGUGUUGCCCAGCCUGUCCCUGAGUCAGCAUUGCCCAAAUGUAAAACCCCUGGAGGUCAUUAACCAAAACUAAAUAUCAUCAGUAAGGAAGAUCAGAGUCCCAGACCUAGGAAAUCCUGGGGCUAAUCUCAGUAGAUUUCUGUCUAGUUGAAUGUGGUUCUCUGGGUCAGCAGAGGAAGACAGGGCAUGCCGAGGAAAAUAGACCCUAUUUCAUCAGAGGUCAUGGACUGUGGAAGCUAAAAGUUUUUUUUGGAGACGGUCCUGCUGCCCUUCAGAUGACAGAUGAAGAAGCAAAAGCCCAGAACAGUUCGGUGGCGAGGUCGGGAUGGAACAGCAACAUUUAUCUGCCGACUCCCAGCCUCUUGGUCUUGUCAGCGUCUCAGGCCCCCGCGAUUUCUGUACGAGAUUAUUCCAAACACGUCACUUAAAGAAGCAGCGGUUCAGGGCCCCUAUGACCCAUCUGUCGGUGACAUUACACUGUAUGAUGUGAGGCCACUGAGCGUGGUGAUUCCUUUUCUCAUUUCUACCCUCUGAGAAAAGACUCUCAUAGUCAUAAUAUUCUUCCUGGCCAUUUACCUGAAAUGACACAUGAACUAGACAAAUUUUUACAGAAGGGAUGAAGAAAAAACCAAAGUGGUCCUAAGUUUGAGUCCAUUUGCAUCUAGAGCUAGUUCUGUGAUUAGUAGCCCCGACUGGGGAGCUUUUGAAAUGACACAUGUCCAGGCCAUGCCUCGGGCAGAUUAAAGAAGAAUCUCUCAGGGUAUUUUUAAAGCUUUCCAGGUGAUCCCAGUGUUCAGGUUCGAGAACUACUAUUGGAGAAUGACCGCCAUCAGCCCCAAGAGUAAGGUGGCGGCGAUUAACCUGUUUCCUCCUGCUCAUCUGGCUGUGCGGGAGCCCUCGCAGCUGCUGAUGACCCUCCCGCAAGUACAGGUAGCCUUGCUGUUCAGAGCCUGGUCCGUGGCUAGCAGCCCCGGAACCGUCAGGACUGUGUUCGUCGUGCUGACUCUCGGGCCUCUCCCCGUACCUGGAUUUGCACCAGAUCCCGGGGACUGUGUGUGCACAGCACAGUGUGAUGCCUGUGUGCUGGUGGGAACAGUCCUCACCAGUACCGCCGUCCUGGGAAUCGAUCACAGUUCUCUUUAAAGACCACACUGACUGUGUGUGCACACCUGCCUCCCGCAGCGGAAUCGAUAGGUUUCCUCGGUGCUCGAGAGGGCGGAGCUCCUCUGUCACUGCAGAUGCUGCCACCCUCCCAGAUUUCCUUGCAAACAUUGUAAAAGGGAUCUGGGUGACCUGAGCAUCUGGGACAGGUCGGGAAGGAGGUAAAUCUGCGAACGGCAUAUGAGGAGGUCUUUUGUUCGCCAGUAUCUUUGUGUGGGCAACUGUGUGUUUUCCGUCCCAUCAGCUCUCAAAGACCUGCCAGAAAAUCUCACAUGAGUGAGACUUAUGUAGAAUUAAUAUGUCCCGGGCUGUAAGAGGAUGAAUGGAGUUAGUGCUAUUUUUAGCACAGUUUUUUUCUGGCCAGAAUAAGCUAAUUCUAGAGAGGAGCAAUUUUCUGCCACACAGAGUUCAUCUGUAAUACUCGGCAGCCGGGUCCCACCUUGCAGAAACGGUGGGCGUGUGGAGUCCCUGCUGGUUCAUCCUCCAUGGACCUGCGCUUCCUUCCUAGGGAAGCAAAGCACUUCUUAUCCUGUCCCUCUCCGUAGCCACCGCUUGAGAGACUCUGGCUGACAAAGAAGAUUUCACUGCCACAGGCAUGCGAGGGUAGAAUGCACUGCCUCCUGAGAAGAGGUACUUUAUAAACACAUAUAAUACGUGUGUUAAUUUGGGAGGGCUAAGAAGAAUGUCACCUGUCCUGAAUAGUUGUGAGAUUCCUCUGGAGUGGGUUCUGGCAUUCCAUCCCUACUUCUCAUGGAUCGGGAGACGUGUUUCACGUGUUGGGUGGUUCACGAUCACUUGAAAUACAACAGGCACCCCAGGCAGCAGUCUCUAAGCACAGAGUCAUUUGUUGCCACAAAAACACUAAAACCUACAUGGCCACCGUUUGCCUGAGUCACACCGUUGUCUGUCAGACCAGCAUCAAAGCGUGAGCUGCGGCUGGUUAACUGAGUAGGAAGCAGAAGGUGAACAGAGGAGCCAGCUGGGAAAGGAGGCCAAAGGGGCAGGACAAGAGAUCAGUGCCCCGUCCCAGGAGGAGGACACAUUCGGGGUGUAAUACCUGCUGAUGGUGGGUUAGAUCUGCAUGGAAUAGGGGACCAGGAAAGGCACAUAGAAGGCAAGAGUAAAAUUACCGGGCCUUCCCUGGAACUUACAGGCAGACACCCGUGUUUAUUUCACUCAGCAGAACCGACUGGCUGACUCGUGAGGGCGGCUGAGCCCGCGGCAGAGUGCAUGCGGCCCCCAGGACUAAAACAUCCUCAGCCUUGCUCUUUGCUGACGUCACCUCAAAGUCAGGCCACACCUCUCUCGCAGGCUUCUGUCAGCUCACGGUAUAAUCCCCAGCCCAGCCUCCACCUCUUGAUGGGGGAGAUCCUGAAAUACACGUGAGGGCAGGGCUGUAUGUCAGGUGCUGUCCUUGGACUUCAAGUCGCCCUCCCCACUUCUGUAUUUCACUGAUUAGAGCUGAAUUAAUAGAUUGGGGCUGCAGAGGAGCUUCUCCUUCCUAAUUAUGCAUUUUUGGAGAGGCACAAACCGUGCUUUUCCCCUCACUGCGCCUCUGAGUCACAUGUGCCAAGCCCCUCACCCUUGGUCUUGGGAAGAAUCACGAGUCAGUGAUUGCAGGCUGCCGUGACCGUGGUCAGCACAUCAGCUCAUUAGUGGAAAUGAGCUCUAGGCUCUCAACCCAGUUGACUAACCAUGAAAUCUCCUUACCGCUUGAAAAGGAGGGAGUGAGCCACGGCGAGGAUGUUUCGGUCUGCGCGGCCGUUUUGGUAACGCCUCCUGAAGGCGCGUUGGUGAUGUUGGCUAAGAAGAAGGGUGUUGUGCUGGUUUUUAAGGGCACACCCGUGUUCUUUUUCCAUGUAAUUCGCCUCACGGAAGGUAGCCACUCUGGUUCGUGGGUGGGAAAAGGAAAAUGGAAGAGCACUUUACUUGCAAGGCAGGGGCCUCUUGGGAGGCAGGUCUCUCAAAGGCAUCUGUAUACAGUGCCUGGUUCCCAAAAUAUCCUCGUAUGGACCAUGACCUUCAGUCUCUUUGACAGCAUUUGGUUGGACAGAUGUCGUAGUUGGGAUUCCUUGGGUGUGUUCGUAGGCAUUUUAUCUUGACUCUCUUCUCUAAACAUGAUAUGCCCUUCAGUUUUAUGGCAAUGCGGACAAUAAAUAUUUCCCAUGGUAACUUUCAAAGGCCUUAAUGGGAAAACAAAAAUUUAGCUUAGACUUUAACAAAAUUCCAAAUAAUGAAAAAGAAUAAAUACACCAGCUGGCUAGGCAUGGUGUUGAUUUAUGAAAGGGAAGGUUGGGUCUGGCCUAAAGCUUGAAAGGCUGAAGACACUGGAUUAAAGCAGAGCCAAGUGCAAAAGAGAACCUUUAAAGACAUCUCAGGCCAUAAGCCUUCCAGGCGCCUUCCUUACACAGCACAGUGACAGACAGUCGACUUUUCUCCCAGUAAAAAGGAAUGUGCUGUUUCUCAUAAGGAUGGCAGGCAGAGAACUAGGCCUUAACCACGAAUGUGCCCCCCACCCCCGGGUUCCGUUUUUACCCCUUCGUUCUCACUGCACGAUUUCUGUCAAUCAUCCUCCUGUCUUCCUCUGCCUCCUGGGACCUGCUGCCUCCCAAACCUUGAUCUUGAAAGUCAGACUUCUCUGCCAGGCCCCAAACCUAGAUGUCCGAUAGCUGUUACUGCAAAGUUGCAUGCAGUUGGUCCCCAGGCAGUUGCAAUACUAAAGUCCUCUUCUGACCAGUACCCAGGCCCUCUUCAAGUGUGGUUACCUGUCCACGUGGACGGGUGCACCACCCGAGACCAAAAGCCAGGAGUCAUCCUCAGCCUUCCCUUCUCCCCUACUGCCUCAUCUCAGUACCCCAUUUGUGAUCAGCGAGGAAAUCCUGCGUUCUCCCUUAGCAUCUCUGGAAUUCUGCCCUCUUUAUCAUUUGGGACUAUGGUUGUCCCCACAGCUAGGAAAAGCACGGAAGGGGUUAGGAGAUUUUUGAAGUUAUCCCUGUCAUAACUGCGAUCUCACUCAUCUCCCAGGUGCUCCCUUGAGUCGGAGAGGAUGGAGUGGAAUUAGGACCCUGGACUUGCACAUCACCCCCAGCGCACUGCGGGAGUGUGUGAAUAUGCUUGUGUUGUGUCUUGUGGCAGAAAAAAAUGGACACCUGCUGGGUCCUAAGGGUGAGAUUCGACCUCCACGCUGUGUCCCUGACUUUCUCUCCAGCGUCUAUGACACUCUUGCUCACACACUAUAGUCCGGCCGUAGGAUCACACACAGGUGUUGUUUCACUUCUGUGAAGGUAGAAUCAAAUAUUCCUUCAUGUGAAUCCACCGUAGUGGGGUGGUGAUUUCAUCCUGUCAUGCUGAAUUUUACUCCCCCCGGUUAUUUACCUCUUAGUCUCUCCUGGAUUAAGCUCCAAAUGCCUCAAAGAGAGAGAAGGUUCUCAGAGCCCAGCCUCAUACCGUAGAUGCUGCCCAACAAAUGUGUGUUGAAUAAAUGAGCUCUCAGGAAAAGCUUUUAUUCAUCGACACUCUCUGACUAUAAAAUAUCUCAAGAGCUGUUUACAAACCGAGGGCGGGGGGUGCAAGAGGGAGGUGGGAGAGUGUCCUCAGUACUUUGAUUUUCCAUUGCAGUCCUUUUAGUCAGGUUAGACGCCUCCUCCACAAACUACAAGACACAAGCAUGGAUGAUCACAAAGCAUUUUUCUACUCUAGUAACACCUGCGUCAGUUAAGAAACUAAGACCUUACCAAGGCUUAAAGAGGUCAAGUGGCUUGACCGUUAAGUACUGGGAGUUGGCAAAGCCAAGUCUCAAACCCAGACCUUGUGAUUGUAAGUGUGAUAUUCUUUCCACUACAGAACAAGUAAAGCUGGCCAAAUUUCCCAAGACCUCUUUCGUAGAAGAAACCAUCAAAAUAGAUGAGCCGCUGCCGAUCAAGCAUUGUCAAUAAAGAGUUGUUACCUUAUUGCCUUAAUUUAAGAUGUCUCCCAUAUUCAUUUUUUUAAUUUAUUUUUUGAGAGAGAGAGAGCAUGAGUAGGGGAGGGGCAAAGAGCGAGGGGGAGAGAGAGAGAAUAUCCCAGGCAGGCUCCACACUGUCAGCAGAGUCCAAGGGGCUCGAACUCACGAACCGUGAGAUCCUGAUUUGAGCCAACAUCAAGAGUCGGACGCUUAACCGACUGAGCCACCCAGGCACCCUAAACGUCUCGCGUAUUCUUAGUGUAUCCCCUAUCUGAGUUUAUCUCUGCCAUUUGAAUUUUGGUGACAGUGCUGUGUAUAUGAAGGCCUAAACCUGAAUCCAAUCUCUAGAAGACUGAGCUUCAGGGUAAGGGUAUUUAUAGAACAAUUGAACUGUCAUAAUUUCCCUGAGCUCUGCCAACAAGUAAUUUCCAAAGUUGGUAAACGAUCUCACACAUGAGAGUAGAAGGUAGAAAUCAAAAUGAGACAGUAAAAUUAAACUCGAACUCAUAAAGAAAUAGCGGCACUGGAGGGGAGUUCUUCAUUUGGCAAAAUAUCAACCAAAGUUUAGUACUGUUGUGGAAAAGGAGAUGAAUAAUAGAGUUGCUAAAAACAAUAUCAGAUGUCUUGCUCAGAUGUUUAAUGGAUUUGCAUUUUAAACAUGGCUAAUAUGAAAUAGCCCUUAAGGCAUAUUUUUUUCAAACUUGCCAACUAUUUUUAGUAUAGGGAAUAAUUUUUUAGAAACCAGCUUCAUUUGUUUAAAAAAAAAGGUACUUAAUCAUUUUUGCCUAAAUAUGAUUAAGAGAGGAAAAUUACACUAGUUAUCUGCUCUCAUUCGCUUAGUAUAAAUCCCAAAGGCCAUGGAGGUAGCUAAAUAAAUAAAUGGAGAAAGAUCACUGUGCGAGGUAUGGUAUUUAUUUGUCUGUUGUAAAUGAAGUUGUCAUUGCUAAGCCAAUCAAACCAUGCAUUUUUUAUGAGGUUGCAACUUGCAGAGAUGGAAAUGUUAGACACUAAUUAAUAAACGUGGCUGGCAAAGCAACUCAAACAAGUCAGGACUCUGACGCUAAGCUAGGGAAGGAUCAGUAGAAUACGAAAUUCAGCGGGGCUUUUCCGUGGAUUUGAUGAGACGUCGGUACCCUGUCAGAAGGUUCAAGGGAAGAUACGGUUGGCUUAAGUUUUCCAAGUUAGUUUUGAACCAGAGGUUUUAAAGAUUUGCUUGAUAGAGGGGUAUCCUUGUGGGGGCUUUAGUCUGCCUUGAAGUUGAAAGGAAACCCGAGAUUACUGGAUAAAGCAUCACUAAUCUCAGCAGCGUUGAAGCCGCAGAGAGUGGGUGAAGGGAGUCCAGCACUGCACGUGGAACACCCAUCGAUUCUGCGCCUGGUGUAGGGGGUGGUUUUGCUUUCUGUCAUCAAGUUCACGUGUAAUUGAGCUCAUACCCUGGUAAAUAUUGCAGACGAAUUGCUGGAAAGCUCUCCAGACCUUACAAAGGAGAAAAACCUACAUGACUUGAACUCGGGGAGCUUUUCACACGUCACCCGAAAAGAAAAUAAUGCAGUUCUGUUGCUGUGCAGUGUACGAGGUUGUAUCCUAUGAAAUCGUCACCCUUCAGCUAUUCACAAUCUACAAAAUGGGAAUUUCACAUGAUUCAGCCUAAUAGCAUAUAGGUGUUCCUAUGUAACAUAUACAGCGGUUAUAUUAGUGAAGGAAGUACUGUGUUUAUAUGUGAGAAAGGUCGUUGUGCCUUUUUGUGGAGAAGCAUAUGGAUGAGGUCCCGGUAAGAGGGAGUUGUCCAGUUUGACUAGAGUUGAAGACAAGUGUUGAGCAAUCAGGAGAAAGAAGCCUGGAAGGGUAAUUCGGGGUCAAAGCUUGGAGUUGCGUGAAAGGCCAAAGAGCUGGAAUUUAAUUUGGCAGAUCAUGGAAAGUUUUGGGGCAAGGGACAGAAAUUACUAGAGCAGAGUUUCAGGCAGAUUAAAAAGGCAGCAGUGUAUGAGAUGCUUGGAAGGCAAGGACCAGAAGUAGAGAGGGGGCCACUUCCGGAAUUUGAGGGACCAGGAAUCAGGAGCUAACAAGGUAGCACCAGUGGAAACAGCAAGGGGUAGUGUAGAGAAAAAAAACUGAGCGGAAAUUCUAAACUGGGAAUUGAAGGGGAAGAAAAAUCAGCAAAUUUAGGCCCAAGCCAGAGCGUCAGUCCGGUGAGGGGCUGGGAAAACAGACCCGCCAGCUGUCUCUUCCAGCGUGCAGGUUUCCAGCCGGGGUUGGAUAUUCAAGUGCAGGCUGGCAGGUUGCACUGUCCAAAGGGUGUUUCCGGCGGGGAUGCGGCAGGGGUGUGGCUGAAAGCAGCUGAGUGAGAGGGUUCUGGGAAGCAGUACCAGGGAUUGCCAGUAACUGGGUCGAGCCCCGGGCGGCAGGUGCACUCCUGGCUUGGCCAGGACCGGGGGCUGGGUUUGCACAGAGUGAACAGGUGCACAAGGACCAGGUCAAGCAGCAGGCAUCCCCACACAGAGUGAAGGUGAACAAGGGAGGCACAGCGAUCCACUCCCCAGCGCACAGGGCCCAGCUCGUCCCCGUUCACGGGGUGAUGACACGUGGGGAGUGGCGAAUGACCUCAAAACAGCUGGUGUUGGGGAAGGAGCCCCCGUGAGCCUGGCAGGCUGGGUUCUCCUUUAUCCCAAGGCUUUGACAGAGCCGAGCCCAAAGAUGGCCAUUACAGGCAGAGGCUAAUGUCAAAAGGACAAUUUAUUUUUAAAGCAGACUCAUUUGUCUUAAAAUAUGAGAUUAUGCUGAGUUUGUGGCAUGUGGAGUCAUAGUAUUGGAAAUAUAAAUGAACUACCCAGGUCAUUAAACCACCCCUUAAUGGUUGGCCUGGCCAGGCGUUAUUAUUUCAGUGUGUAUUUUGCAUGGCUCAGUUAGGCAGCAUGUCUAAUUUAGCAUCUGGGUAACAUCUGGAAGAAUGACUCUCGGAGCAUCCAUCACUGGUUUUGGAAGACAAUUCCACAAUCAAAAGGAAAUCAUGAUUAGAAAGGAUAUCUGUACAUUUCCCAUUUAGUAAUAAGGGCAAAUUAUUACCUUUCUGCUAAUUUUGGCUCAUUAAUCAGCGGUGAUUGUACUCCCAGCUGUCACACAAAGUCCUCGUGCGGUCUUCUGCGGUUCUCGGGGCUGUCCCAAGUAUCGCCUCAACAGCGCUGUAAUCCUACAGGCCUUUUGUUACAUUGAGUCUUCCCGUUUGCCUUUGUUUCCGAAACUUUUUAUGCCCUCCAGUUUUCUCGUCAUUAAAGCAUAUGGAUCUCAAGAAUCGAGACAAAAGUAAGGUGUGCCUGCAGCCUUACAGUUGUCACUCAUUUUGCUGUACUUUUCACCAAAUUUAUUUGGGAGCUCAACUGAUCGGAUGAAUUGCUCGUUAUAUUCCAAAGAUGCAGUGACCGAGACGUGAGGACUGAAAUGUAAUCAAAGAAAGGGCUUUCUGUUCACGAGAACGUUGCGAAACACAAUAGCAGUGCCUUGUACAGAAAUAACAGCUAAUGAGGUACCAAAGUUGAAGGACUGGAGGGGUUACAAAGAGACCUAGGUUAACCUCUCCAGGUAACGUAGUGUAAGAGCUCCGAGAAAAAUCAAACUAUGAAAAGGUGAACAUUCUUCGUGAAUAGCCGUGCUCCGGAGAGCGUUACACUCCCGCGUUGGUGUCACAAUUCUUUUUCAUUCACAUCCCCUGCCUCCUACUUUGAGCCCAUGCAUUUUUCUUGUAAUUUUAAGAAUAAAUAAAGCACAACGGAAGCUUGCGUUACUACUUAAUCUGAAAACACAGAACCUAAUCACAGCUAAUGAGUAUAAUAAGUGCCGGGCUGUACCUCCUCUUGUUUGUAUGUGUUAUGUAUGUCCAGAAGGUAACACUGGCUGAGUAACUAGGACGCCAAGUUACAGAUGGGGUUGCGGAAUGUUACUUGACAGCCAAUUAGAGUAAUCUGUCAGAAAUGAUGACUUAAUCACCAUAACAGACUCCACAUUCCCUCCUCAUAUUCCACCCAGGGUAAUCUAAUUUUCCCGCCAUAUUUUGUUUUAUUGAUUUUAUUUUAAAAAAAAAAAUUUUUUUUUCCAGGACUAAAUGGCUAUAUUGCUUGUUUUUCCCCCUCUGGUAUAGCACACGAUUGUAGGAGAAAUGUAAGCCAUUGUAGCUAAACGAGCUUCCCUACAACUCAACGGGCCAAACGCAGAUCUAUAAUUCGGGUUCUCUAGGUUUUUCUCCAUCACUGGGUUGUAAAAAAAGCUGAGAGUUGAAUGAACCUAGCUGCAUACCUCCCAGGUGAGCGAGAGAAGCUGUUCCCUUCCAGUAUGUUAUCCUGGCUUUUGAAUGGGACCUUCCCCCCCACCCCUCGAGGGAAACCCUUACGCUUUUGUAAAAUCGUAAUGGUAGUGAUGACUUCUUUCAGCGCCUAAGCACUCAGUGCUGUAAGCAUUUCACGCGUAUCAGUCAGUGACUGUCAGGAAGAAAUAGUUGUUUCCACUCUGAAUUCUCUCCCCUGGUUGUGAUUUGCCAUGGGAAGAGAAAAGGUAACUUCGGUUUCCUUACUGUUACCAUGUUCAAAACCACUUUUUUCCUUGGCUGAGAUCACUUUUAUAAAAACUGUGGUUAGCAAAUAUUGGUUGAAAGUUUUCUAUGCACCUGCUUGUGUUAACCUAACUGGUGGGAAUGCACAACAACAAUUUGGAGUAGCCCUGGGACUCCCCGAGUGUAGACGAAUCCCACGCACUCUCUUCCCACCAAGAAGUUCCAUCUUCAGAGGGCAGUUACGCACUCUGUUUUCUCCAGGAUUUCCAAAGCUUAUUCAAAUACACAGGCAUCGUACAAUCCAGUCAGUUAACAGAAAGUCAAAUGCCAGGCUCUUCUGGUGUGAAUGAUGGCUUUUCCAACAACAAGUGGUCCACACUGCUGGGGCGCCUGGAUGGCCCAGUCGGUUAAGGGUCCGACUUCAGCUCAGGCCAUGAUCUCACGGUCCGUGGGUAGGAGCCCGGCUGACAGCUCAGAGCCUGCUUCAGAUUCUGUCCACCCCCCCCUCUCUGCACCUCCCCCACUUGUGCACACGCUCUCUCCCUCAAGAAUAAGUAAACAUUAAACAAAAAACCAAGUGGUCCACACAGACUGAUUUUAUGGAUUCUAGUGUACUUUCUUGCCCCAUCCGUUGGGAAGGAAAACGCAAAGUGUAGGCUCAAUUAAUGUCAGGGAUUCAAAAUUAUUUUCCUGAGGAUAACUGAUAGCUACUCUUGUUCCUCAUCAGUCCAUUUAUCAUCGAUGGAAGCGGGGAACGUUUCAGAUAGCUUGGCCCAUGGAACACACCUCUGAGUCUGAUUCUGUCGUGUGUAUCUUGUUGAGGAGGGGCUGACGAGGGGGUCGUGGAAGAAUGAGCCCCGAACCCCUGGAUUAGGAUGCACAGCCCCUCCACAGUCAAAUGGCACAUUGGCCACGGUAGCCCUUCCCCGCCAUGGCCACAAGGCUACGGUUUUUUUCCCUCUCCAUUACAGCCUUUGGGGUUGUCUUUCCUGCCCUUUUUCGUGGUGAAAACAGACAGUAACUCUUGUUCUGAAGCUCACUUAAAAUGUUUUUAUGGACGUGUGAAAUAUACAUAGUCCCAGACAUCUAUGCGCACGCGCGCGCGCGCACACACACACACACACACACACACUGCACACAUUCGCACACGAUUCUAAGUGGGAAGAAAUUUAGACAACCUUUGUGUUUAGUAAGGACGAGGGAAAUUCUGGUGAUUUUAUUGGUUCUUAGAAACCCGAAAUUCACUUGCAGAACAGGUGUCCGGUUACAUGCUAGGGGAAGGAGUAGUCGGGGACUUAGGCUCCUGUGAGACAGUCCUGAGUCUGAAUCCCUCCCCCACUACUGACUUGAUGUCUGGCUUGGCCCAGGUUACUUACGCCUCCCUCUCUCACUCCCCUCUCCCCGCUGGCUCCCCGUAUGGACCUGUCUCAGGGUUACUGGGACAGUUAAGAUAUGUAUGGAGGCUAUACAACAACAUUUGGCACAGGAAUAUUGAGAAGAAAAGAUUUCCUCUGUUUCUCACAAAAACAGUUCCCCAAAAUUGCCUGAAUUCUCCACUUAGCAGGUGUAGCUACGGGCUGGUUGUGGCUGAUGCAACACGAUUUGUGUCAUCGAUUUCUUGCAGAGGUGUCUGUCAUACUGUUACUAAAGUUCUUACUCAGUGGGGAUAAGUCCACAUUCCUAAAGCUACCUUUGUUUCUCCCCACCCCCCUCACGCCGAGCGGAACCGUGACCGAAAUGGCACAGUGAGCUGCUGCCUGGGGAGGCGGGCCAGCCUUCACGGCUUCGGGGCGCCUAACUGUCACAGAAGACCCUUAACCAUACACACAGUCUAACAUCUGGGGCCACGGCAUGCCUCCAAGAGGAGGCAAAUCUUCUGAAACUUAUUUUUGCCGUUUAUAAAGGCUUUUCGAGACAAAUGCAGAAAGUACAGGUGCUGUAGGUAUUUCACGGCCUCCUAUACAGUGAGAGGGGAGGUACUCCACUUGAGCUAUAUCGGCAAUGCCACAGAGCGCGAGAGCUCUGCUUUGUCUUGAAGGGCCGGGAUCCUGUCGUUUUCUCAUUUGGUGCAUGGCUUUUGUGUGAAGUCACGUCUCCCCCCUCCCCUUUUCUUCCUUUAAAUAUUUUAUGGGCAGUGAGCUUAUAAUAUGUACUAUCACGGCUGUUCCCUCAGGGGUCAGGACAGGCUUAAUAAUGAGAUACAGGAGAGUGACUCUGUAAAGCCCACUUCAGGUUAAAAAUGGCAUGUUUUAUUGAAUCUCGUGUUAAAGGUGGUUAACUCAUCAAUCGGUGAUGGCUGGGGUUAGACAAGUUUCUACACGAGUUCUGACUCUGUGCGGGAACCCAGUGUCUCUCUCCCCCAGGCCCUCCAGCUCCCAGACUCGGCCUGUGUUAAACAUUGGCUGCUGCAACUCAGAAGCUCCCUGUGACUCAUCACAGGACCAGGGCAGAGAGGUUUGGAGAAAUCACGCCAGACUUCGGAUAUAAUGGGAGCUCUAGAGAUUGCGGCCCACGAAUGCUAGUGCGCUCUGGCCCAGCCCAUCUCUGCCACUGUGACAUGGCAGGACCCUGUACGUGCAGGGACCACCCCCCACCCCCGCCCUCCGCGGACUUGGCGUAAUGGCUUUGCUCCAACGUUGUGUCCUCAUUAUCAUUUUCAUGAGCCACAGCUGGGCACUCCUGUGACGAUUUGAAGGUCAGCACAUUCAGGAGUGAGGAUCGUCGGGCCCUAUCAAGAGAUCUGCAAUUCCGAAGACCGGGGGUUGGGAAACCCAGUUCUGGGGCCCUUUGUGUAUGUGGGGGGAUGAGAGGAGGGAAGGCCACGUGCUGCUCCCUCGUUAGGAUGUGGGAUAAAGGGGGAGACUUUAGAUCGCAAGGCUGGCGUGCCCCAACGCCGACCCACAGCUUCCCAGGAGAGUUGCAGGUGUGGGAUAGCAGCUGUCCCUGAGUCAGAGGGGAGCCGGCUCUGGGUUGCUGUUGACGCCAUUGCUCAGAUCGGGCAUGAGAUUCAGUCCUGAACCUCAAGAGGCUCCAACUCCCUGGAAGCCUGAUCAGGUCCCCAAGAAAUGGACGCCCCUGAACCGCAGUAACUGUCUUCUUCUCUGGGAGUCUCCACCUUCCGUAAGUGGGAUGGAAUGCUAAGUCCGCAGAUGGAACCGAAAUUAACCAAUCCUUUCCCCCGCCCCUGCCAGGAGGGAAGGAGCUCUUAAAAUUUCCCCUUUUGUUGGAAUUCAUUUGUUUUUAAACAAACAGGGCUAGACAGAGACCGAGAAGUUGACCCACACCUUGAUGUGUCACUUGAGGCAAAAUGUUGUUCUACAAUAAAAUGAAAAAUUCAUGUGCAAAGAAGUCUUCAAGGAAAUAGAUUUGGAAGUCUUUCUUCAUAGAAAUGCAAACUUGAUGAAAUAUGUUAAGUCACAUUCACUGCCGUGAACAGGAUCCAUUUCCAAAACGAUUGAUCUUGGCAUUUCCCGGGACAAGCGCUCUGCCAACAGGGAGCCCUGUCGUUAGGUUUGCUCCAAGGACAGCUGGCUUGAACACCAAUAAUAGACUCACUACUCCUGUUUCCCUCAUGCCUGGGGAAAACCGCCCUGUGGAUGUCACAGGCUGGUGUUUAUGACAUUCGUGGACUCCUCCAACAGUGUAGACAUAUCAUGACAGUACAGACCAACUCAAGACUUUUUCAGACACAGCUGACCCUGGAUGCUUAGGGAGAUGCGGAUUCAACUUCAUUAGUGCAAAUGAAGACUCCUUGCAAAAAUUCUUGAAGAUCACCCUCCCCUAGGGAACUAGCCUCAGCCUUAACUCUGAGAUGGCCUUGCGACAGAUGCAUCAUCCCAUUCAGAUGAAACCUGCCGAUAGUGAAAAGUCAAACGCCGUGGAAGACCGAAAAUUGUUCAUAGGAAUGGUUUCGAAGAAAUGUAAUGAGAAUGAUAUCAGGGUGAUGUUUUCUCCAUUUGGCCAGAUAGAAGAAUGCCGGAUUCUCCGGGGACCCGACGGGCUGAGUCGAGGCUGUGCGUUUGUCACAUUUUCUACAAGGGCAAUGGCACAGAAUGCAAUCAAAGCCAUGCAUCAGUCUCAGACCAUGGAGGGCUGCUCCUCACCCAUCGUAGUCAAGUUCGCGGACACUCAGAAGGACAAAGAGCAAAGGCGCCUCCAGCAGCAGCUGGCGCAGCAGAUGCAACAGCUCAACACUGCCACCUGGGGGAACCUGACGGGCCUGGGCGGACUCACCCCGCAGUACCUGGCGCUCCUGCAGCAGGCCACCUCCUCCAGCAACCUGGGUGCGUUCAGUGGCAUUCAGCAGAUGGCUGGCAUGAAUGCUCUGCAGCUACAGAACCUGGCGACGCUGGCAGCCGCCGCGGCCGCGGCCCAGACCUCAGCCACCACCACCAAUGCAAACCCUCUGUCCACCACGAGCAGCGCCCUGGGAGCCCUCACAAGUCCGGUGGCUGCUUCAACCCCCAACUCCAGUGCUGGUGCGGCCAUGAAUUCUCUGACCUCUCUUGGGACUCUGCAAGGGCUGGCGGGAGCCACUGUCGGACUGAAUAAUAUUAAUGCACUAGCAGUUGCUCAAAUGCUCUCAGGUAUGGCGGCUCUGAACGGAGGACUUGGCGCCACGGGCUUGACGAAUGGCACGGCGGGCACCAUGGACGCCCUCACGCAGGCCUACUCAGGGAUCCAGCAGUACGCGGCCGCGGCGCUGCCCACUCUGUACAGCCAGAGCCUGCUGCAGCAGCAGAGCGCCGCGGGCAGCCAGAAGGAAGGUCCAGAGGGUGCAAACCUCUUUAUUUACCACCUUCCACAGGAGUUUGGAGACCAGGACAUUCUGCAGAUGUUCAUGCCUUUUGGAAAUGUUAUCUCUGCUAAAGUCUUCAUUGACAAACAGACCAAUCUGAGCAAGUGCUUUGGUUUUGUUAGCUACGACAAUCCGGUGUCUGCACAAGCUGCUAUCCAGGCUAUGAAUGGCUUUCAGAUUGGCAUGAAACGCUUGAAGGUCCAGCUGAAGCGCUCCAAAAACGACAGCAAACCUUACUGAUCCUAACCCCAGAGGCUCCCUGCUCUUAUUUUAGCUUUCUUAGGGUAAGUCCCACAAGCCAGCCUGUUCUCAACAGGAAAGGCAGAGGAGGACCACAUUGCCAACUUUUACCAAGAGAGACGGUUAUUUUUACAAUAAGGCCUCCAUGUCCCCUUCCCACUCCCCCCGUCCCCGUUCGCCAUAAUUAAAACUCGGGCUACCUUGUUUCUAUUGAGUAAACUCCUCUUCCAGUUGUGCCACUGUAUUCUCCUUUGUUUUGCAAUUUGAAUCUCCUUUUACCUUUGUUUUGUUUUCGUUUUUUGUUUCUUCGGUUUUGCUUUUUUUUUUUUUUUUUAAAGAAAAACACACAUAAAUAAAUGACAUCUUGAGAAUUUAAAAGGCAAACAAAGGCUAAUGUGCAAUUCUAACUCUGAGACCCCUGGUGCCCCAGAGCACUGCCUGGAGAAUUCACCCCUCCUUGUCCGCGCCCACCCUCGAGGAGGGCGCCAACCGUUUAGAGGUUAAGGUGGUGGCCUAGCGCAAGAGAGAAGCCAGGAGAAGCACUUAAAACAACACAAACGUCUUUCCACUACAUUUGGUUCUGUUUUAACAAGUAGGAUUUUAUUUUAGGGUUCAAAGAAACGUGACAUUUAUUGGUCAGAUUAUUACACUGGUUGUCUAUUUCGUUGUUUUAUUUUUAGUUUUUAGAAAGGAUUAAUGUAAAAAAAAAAAGAUUUAGAGAUCUGUUUCUUAAAGCUACAGGGUUUAAAAAUAAAAUAAAAAUGAGUGAAAAUACUUGAUGUUUCUUGAAAGAUAAAUUUAAUAAUAAAUAAAUAAUACAUAAAUACAUAAAUAAAAAAGAAAGCCACAGGCCUGUAAAUUUUAUUUGUAAAAAAAGCAUUUCUAUUUUUGUACAAAAUUUUUACUGCCUCAGAAAUAAUGGAAGUUAUUUAUUGCCUAUUGUUAACUUAUUGGGUACCUAAAGAGCAGUUCUCUGUGCUAGCUAGAUCCUUUUGAAGUAGUCUCUAGAGGAAUCGUUCUAGGAAUGGGCUUUUUUUCACCGUUGAACCCUAGGCCUACAGUUCAUGCUUUAUCCUCUCGUUGUUCGUAUCUGUCUGAUUAUUUUGUUCGUAACUUCCAUUAUCUAGUUUACAGCUCAGUCGUCUGACUCUCCCCAUAUGUUACAUCCGUUGAAACUGGAUCCUCUCCCCUUGUCCCUUGCCAGCCCCCAUCCCAAAACACCCAGAAUCCAUCCCCUCUCCUCCUCCGGAUGGAUUCUCUUGGGGUUCCAUUGUGCUGUGGAUAAAGAUUGUAAGAAAUGCAAAUUACGCGAAUGGCUCGUAGACUCCCUAAUGACCUAAGAUUUGCAUUAGUUUUUCUCCUGCACCCUUAAGAGUGAUUUUGUUGCUGCUGCGUAGAUUCUGUGUAACUUUUUACUCUCCCUUGUUUUCUCCCUAGACAUCUUCAUGCCCGUUAGUUCACCGUUUGCCUAGCAUGUCCCUGUGGCGUCUCAAAAAAAAGUUUCAUCGUCCCGUCAUUGUUUCUGAUGUCUUUCUGACCUCACAUCACAUUUGGUUCUCCUACUGACCUUUGAUCUAGUUUGACCUUUGAAAUUUGCAUGUGACCUCAUCUAGCUAUUGAAUUCUGGGAAGUCAAUGUGAAAAACAUUGCUGCAUUCAUGCAAGACUGAAAUUUAUUAUUAGACAAAUUAAUUAUAGAAAAAACCUGUGGCAAAAACGUUUCUUUCUUAUUUUUUUUCUUUUCAUAAAACAGACUUGAAAGUAUUAUACAGGGAUUGGCAUUCUUCCCGGUCACUGGUAACAAUAGCAAUAUGUGUCCAGGGACACAGAAUGUUGGUUUCUAACAGACUACUUCCAAAAACAGUUUGAGAAAAAAACUGUCUGAUUUUAAGUCUCUAGAGGUCUGUAAUAGUUUUUACAUUUUUCAGGCAGUGUAAAGUUUUUUGAUAAGGCCAUUUUAGGUGGCUCACUUUCUCAUUAAGAUAUAUAUAUAGAACCACUUUUUGUAGAUUAGUAUAAGAAAAAUAUUUACCCUGUUUUGGGGCAAAUGCUACCUAUUUGUGUCACCUUUUGCUGAACUGACUCACAGUUAGACAAUCCAUGGUUUAAUGCACAUGAAAUUACCUAUAUUUUAUACUGUUUCAAUGUACAGGAGAAAGGUUACUGUAAACUGUGUUACGUUGGUGCUUCUGUGAAUUAAGUUGUGGCUUCAUCAUGAGUCUUACGGUCUUAAUGUUCUCUGUUGAUAAGACAAGUUUAGAAUUGGUUUACUUAAAGAAUUUCAAAAAAAAAAAAUGUUUGCUUAAAAAAAAAAUUUCAUGUGAGGGAAAAAAAAAAACCUAUUCCAGAAUAAGUUUUGUGUUGGCUUGUAAAGCAUUGAUGUCAUUUUUUUUUUUUAUUGUGGACUAUUUAGAUGUGUUUGUGUUCAGCAAAAUGUGAUUUUUUUUUCUUUUAAAGAAAAAAAGUGAAAAUAUAUAGUGCCAAAUUCCAAAGGUACUUCCUUCCUAGAGCUUCAGUGUGUUUCUUGUGAGAAGUAAUUUGAUAACAUGGGUAUUUUAUUAUGUGUUUUGUAUAAAUCCCUAAUAUUUAAAAAACAAAAAACAAAAAAAAAGAGGUUAAAAAGUUUGUUAACUUGCUAUCCUGUGGUCUUGUUGCCUGAAAUUGUUAUUGUUUGUUAUUUCUCUAUGAUGUUUUUUGUAAGACAUUGUAUAAGUGCCCAUGUCUCACUUUUUUAACCGCUCUGCACAUCAAUGCUGUGACGGCAACCUCACAAUGUAUUUUCCUUCAUAAUAUAUGGAAACCUCUAAGGUGAGAAAGUUUUGAACUUUUAACCCUUUCUACCCAGAGCUAUCUGGAAUGUGGGUAACUUUUUAUACUGUCAUCAUUUUUCUUUGUUCCGGGGUGUUUCUAAUUUGGAUCCCCCCCCCCCCCCCCCCCCCCGCCACAUCUUUUUUUGUUUUUAUUUUUGUGUUUCCUACUUUUUUUAUCCAUUGGUUGAGACCCAAAAGAAAAAAACUCUGCAAGGCAAAUCUGGAGGAAAAAGAAUAUACUUUAACCCUCUCUGAUUUUUUUUUUACCCUACACCAUUUUUUUUGUUGUCGUUUUGAUUAUUUCUCAUCAUUUAAAAAAAAAAAAUCAGUAUGCUCCUGAAAUUCCUUCUCUGGUUUUCAUUAAAAAGUUUAUUGGCUAAACCUUCUAAAGGGGGAUGGAUGAUAGGUAGAUUCAGCACUUACAUUAACCUUAACUCAUGUAUGCUUUUGAGAUCAGGUUUAGGGGUCUGUUCUAGUGCAGAAUAUUUUCAUUCUACUUCCAAUUAAGCGACUUUGUGUUGAGGUAGUAUUUUGAGGAAUUUUUGUUUCUUACAUGCUUAAAAAGUUAAUGAUGUUUCUCAUCAGCCGUUGUGCUGAGCAUUCUCUGAUCCCAGCAGACACCUCUGAUUAAGCAAGGUGUCUGGGGUUAGAAGCUGAUAGCCCUUUCCCUUUGGGUUCACUUUAUUAACUGAAAUCAUGUACAAGGGACUGACCACGGAAGUAAAACUCUGUUCUUUACCACAGUUACUGACCAAAUACCUAGUACCAGGUCCUCCUGCCACUUUGUCAAGUGCCACAGUACUUGGACUUCGACUUCACGUUGAACAGCUCUCUCUGGCUGUCUUGACAAACCCCUAGGUCAUCCCUCAAGCCCCAACACAAACUCCCGCCUUCUUGAAAGAGGCCCUGGAAGCUUCUUAGUCUCUAAAGGAGUUCAGAAACUGCUGGCUCCCUUUCCUUCCUCCUUUUUCCCACUCACCACUCUGUUUGGUUUCGUGUGGAUGGGAUAGCCCUGGGAUGGAAAGGACUAGCCUCUAAUGAUGCAAAAAACAAAAACAAAACCACAAACUCAAAACAAGUUUCCUUCUUCCAGCACAUGCACUUACAACGAAACGAUCUGUAUUAUCCUCACACGUGUUUACUACUGCUGGGGCCUUCCUUCAUCCUUUGAGGGCUAUUUUGUACUUCCUGCAGCAAUCAGCUUAAUACCAGAAGUUACCGCACGUGUCUCUCACAUACAGCACAGGGUGGCUUGUGGAUGCACAGAACACAAGAGAACACCAUCUGAGUUUCAGACUGUCCUCUCCUUUCACCCGCCUGCAUCUCCCCAAGAGGAGCCUGAGUGCCGGUGACGGUGACCGCAGGCUCAAGACGGGCACUUCGCAUUGGGUGUCUCUUCUUUUGCAGGCAGCCAAACAUUGAAGGGCAAAGUUUGGGGGUUUCUCUUGUUUUGGUUUUUUGUUUUUUGGGGUUUUUUGCAUGUUUGCAUUGUUCUUAAAGCUAACCCUCAGAGACAAACUGUCCUUUUACUCACUUUAUCUUUUAAUAUAAAAAGGAAAAAAGCUGCAAGGGUGCAAAGGGCCUGUGCCAGAAGAAAAAACACACAGGAAACUGUUUUGUUUUUUUUUUUAAAUCAAGUGUAGAGAAUAGUCGUUUUUAAACUAAAUUCGAGAAUUGUGAGAAAAUGGCCGUCCUCAAAGGCGUAACAAGUUCAUCUUUCUUUCACCAUAGGGGUUACAGUUCUUUGGCUUGUGCUACUCUGGACUCAUUUUACUGUUUGUUUUUAUUCUCUUAAGUGCUAAUUAACAAGAAAUAAAAUUUUAAAAAAACCUGUAGUUUCAUUACCUUUUUGAAUAAUGUCAUACAAAAAAUGUAUUUGUGUUUUUUUGUGCUGUGAGAAUUGUUGUUUGUAGAUUAAUAAUAUCAUUUUGUUUAGAAUUACAAAAUAGUUUUUAAAUAUUGUCUGAGAAAAGCCAAAGUUAAUGCAACCUAGUGGAAACUGUAAGACCAUUUGAGUAUUGUUUGUUUUAUUGAUGCAUUUGGAUUUUGUUGUUUGAUGGAAUUUGAGCCAAAAAAAAAAAAAAAAUACGCAGGCUUUCCUAUUUCUACAACUGAUUGUACUUACGCAUUUUGUACCAGUGGAACUUUUUAUACUGGAGAUUAAAAAAACAAUGGAAAUUUUUGUGGCUUACUCUAGUGGGCCCCCUGACAAUGACUGAUUUCAAGUUUGAUUUCUGGUUGAUAGAAAGAAAGUUGCUUUUCUUUUGAGAAUUAAAAACUUUGGCUUGAUUUCUUUUUUCCCUUUGCUUAUAUCUAGCAUUAGAAUUUUGUCUUAAAAUACAGCGGUAAGUUUCACUUUUUAUUCUGUAUUGUGCAGUUACACAAUAAGGUAAUUAGAUUUAGAAGUACUCAGUCACUUUAAGUGGAUAAAUGUAUUAGUUACAACUUUAGGGGUUUGCUUUUUUGCUGUUUAGAUCAAAGUUUUUUCUGAUUCUUCUGUCCUCAUUGUGAACAUAACCGUGUAGUUGAAACAGUCAAACUUAUUUUUGUAACGUAUGUUAUUGUGUGAUGCAGUUUUUUGCUUCUGUCUCCAAUAUUAAACCAUUUUCCUAAUA